UGAGGCGGCCCUUUUGGAUUCCUGCCGUUGCUUUGUUGAACUUUUACAAUGGAUCAAACGAACGAUGAACCGAACGUAACAUAUAUUACUUUUGGCGGCCAUGUUGAAUUGCAGAAAUACCGCUUCCUGUACUUUGUGAUGACAUCCGGCGUGUACGUCCUCAUACUCUGCAGCAACUCGACCAUCCUGUGCCUCAUCUGGAUCCGGAAGAGCCUCCACCAGCCCAUGUACGUCUUCAUCGCGGCUCUGCUCCUCAACUCGCUCCUCCUCAGCACCAACGUCUACCCGAAGCUCCUCAUCGACCUCUUAUCCGACCUGCAGGUUACAUCUUAUUUGGCGUGCAGAAUUCAGGCCCUGAUUUAUUACUCUUUGUGCGGUUCUGAGUUCCUCCUCUUGGCGGCCAUGGCUUAUGACCGCUACGUCUCCAUCUGUAAACCGCUGCGAUAUCACACCGUCAUGAGGAAAAGGACAGUGACCGCCCUGCUGGUUCUGGCGUGGCUCCUGCCAUCCUGUCAGCUCGUGCCGUCGCUUAUUCUAGGCGACGGUUUCAAACUCUGCAGAUACACGCUGAAUGGGAUUUUUUGCAACAACGCCGUCACCAAGCUUUCCUGCAUGACCUCGGCAGGGCCCUACAUUAUAUAUGGCGUGUUCCUUUUAGUUAAUACCAUAUUCGUCCCCUUGGCGUUCAUCCUUUUCACCUACUGUAAAAUACUCAUCAUAUCCUACAGAAGGGGCCCGGACGUCAGGAGAAGGGCCGUGCAGACCUGCGCGCCGCACCUGCUGGUCCUCGCUAGUUUUUCGUGUUUGUGUUCGUACGACGUCAUCGUGGCCCGACUGGAAGUCGACUUGCCCAAAGCAGCGCGCUCCGUCAUGACUUUGCAGGUGGUUCUGUACCAGCCCCUGUUUAAUCCAAUAAUCUACGGCCUGAAGAUGAAGGAAAUCCACAAACACCUGAAGAGGCUUUUCAGCCGCAGCAGAGUCUGCGCUUCUGUUGCGCUGAUCGAUAACUGAUAGUUCAGUUCAGGCUACGAUAUAAAUAAAUAUCGUAGAUGUCUUAAAAUAGACGACAGACCCAGAUCCGGUCUCACUAGUGUAAUGACCAAGUUAUUUAUUGUUGAACUGAUUCUUAUAUUUUGUUAGUGUAAUAAGGUUUGUAAGAGUCAACAUUAAACUAGGUCUUGUCAUAUUCUUUUACUGUAAAUCAUUAAUAUAUCUUAUAUUUUUUUUGUAUUCUUAUAGUAAGAAUUAAUUCUAUUAGACUGAGUCAUGAUAUUCAUUUAAAUUCGUAUUGCAUUUUGUUCCACUAUGCUACACAGUUAAGACAAUGUGACAUUUCAUAGCUUGGUUUUCAUAAGUUCCUUUCUUACGUGAAAACGUCUUCUAAUGGGGACGUUUAUUGUUUGCCUGUGUUUUGAAAAGUUUCCUCUUUUUUUCUUAAAGACUUGAUGAAAAAAUAUCUCUGCGCGUCUUUGCUCAUUCGUGACAACCGCCGGUUUAAAGUUGCUUUUGAGCCACAAGGGGAACAUUGACCAACAUAUUUGCUGUGUGUUGAUGAUUUGUGAAGACGGCUUGUUGCUGGUUUCUCAAUCAGUGACUGCAUGUUGUUUUUUAUGACCUUUUAUUUCUGUGUUUUUAUGCUGCCUUGCUGCUGAAAUGUGCUUUACGAAUAAACCUGAUUGAUUUUUGGAUUGAUUGAUUGAUUGAUUGAUUGAUUGAUUGAUUGAUUGAUUGAUUAACUUGCAUGUACUGUGACCUCUGGUUAAACUAAUAUACUUCCUGUUGGCAGAUGUUAUUAACUGGAGUCACACAUUCAUAUUUAUUCAUAGAUUAUUGGUAAGUUCAAGAAAUGUUUGUAAAAUGAACAGACCUUAAAUUAUACUACAAGCUGCAAUGAUGCGGUAAAAUCAGUGUUACUAACGUCGGCGUUCAGUGGUCAUAAUGUUAUGCCUGAACAUUCCAGUUGCCACAGUUAAUGUACUGUAUAAUGUGCUUUUUUCAGAAACACAUAGAUCUUCCCAAUUAAUCAAUAAAAACAUGUUACUUGCAAGAAUAUUUGUUAGUUUUCACCAGAAGGAUUUAUGUCAAACUUCAACAUUUUAAAGCCGUUUAUGAUGAAGUUAUCAUUUUCACAUAUAAGCAUAAGUAAACGAAGGUGAUGCAGAACGUUAUGUCCUA
Xiphophorus couchianus (Monterrey platyfish) is the source of this 2175-nucleotide messenger RNA. RefSeq names its product olfactory receptor 2T2-like. Gene Ontology annotation, biological process: G protein-coupled receptor signaling pathway; detection of chemical stimulus involved in sensory perception of smell. The transcript has a single exon. Gene Ontology annotation, cellular component: membrane. Bases 49 to 1011 code for a protein of 320 amino acids. NCBI's taxonomy places the organism in Eukaryota, Metazoa, Chordata, Actinopteri, Cyprinodontiformes, Poeciliidae. Gene Ontology annotation, molecular function: olfactory receptor activity; G protein-coupled receptor activity; odorant binding. The record is from RefSeq and is a predicted model, not a curated record.